Molecule: messenger RNA, 2656 nt
Organism: Triticum dicoccoides
Lineage: Eukaryota; Viridiplantae; Streptophyta; Magnoliopsida; Poales; Poaceae
Exons: 3
Coding region: 1-2517 (838 amino acids)
Molecular function (GO): zinc ion binding
Source: RefSeq, a predicted model, not a curated record
AUGGCGGGAAAAGCUCCAGAAGCGAGGGAAAACCCUCUUUCCAUUCCCCAAAUGCGCGCACAGAAAAAGAUGGAAACCCACGCCGACGGCGGCAACCCUGCUCCAACGAAGCCGGCGAUGGACGAACCACGCGGCGGCGCCGAUGCCGCUGAAGUCCCGUCCUUCGCCGGCCCCGACGCGCUCCCCGUUCCCCAGCCGGGUAUCGUCGCCAGCGCGAGGAAGCGGAAGGCUCCGGCUCCGGCGACGGCGAAGGCUGUCAGGAAGCCUCACAAGCCGCAGGUUGAAGUUGAAGAGCCGAUUCAGAUGCCUGUGUACUAUGGACGUAGAGAACGGUUUUCCCGUGUGCGUGGCAACGAUUUGGAAAACAAAUGUGCUCACUUAAUCGGCGAGCUACCGCUGCAGCCACAGUCCAUGUCAUUGGUGGAUCUACAGCUCUGGGUCUUCAGGCUGUUCCGGCUGCAUCCAGAAACACAAGAUCUCGAUAUCAAGGGGCUCCUCAAGCAACGCAAAACUGAUUUCUUUGACGAAGAGUCCUCCGAACCGGACUGUUGUUUGGAGGACUACCCGUGGGGCAUGCAUGAAUUUUCGACGGACAAAUGCUGGAGUUCCUAUGCAAAUAAAUUGAAGAGAAAAAAACAUGUGACGCAGAAGUUCAUGUUGUAUGUGCAAUCCUCUGAGGUCAAGCACUACGACAUUUUGCUCAAAGCCGUAUCUGCUGAUUACUCUCAACUGGCCACGGUUGUGUUGCCUGGGACGGAGUGCCUGGCAAGAAGCCGCUUCGCCUUCCGUGACCUUGUGGACGACCUGACGAUGACAGCGAAGGAAUUGGUACAUUAUCUCACUGGACCCUUAGGUGAGCAGAUUAGUCCCGCUGAGGCGUGGAGGGCAAGACAGUUUGCUCUGGAGAGGGAAUUCGGCACCUUUUAUGAUUCACACAACUUUGCCCCGAGGUUGCUUAAGGAAAUAGCACGCAAGAACCCUGGUUGUUUUGUUGACAUCAAGGAUGCAGAGGUUGCAGAGAGCAAGGGUUUCCGAGUACUGCAGCGUAUGUUUUGGGCAUUUGGACAGUGCUUACAGGCCUUCCGCGCCUGUCGCCCUGUGCUAUGCAUCAAGGGCACACCACUAUGUGGGAAAUAUCAAGGGAUGCUGUUGACUGCUGUAGCAUUGGACGCUAAUGAUUUUUCCAUUCCAGUAGCAUGUGCUAUCGUUGAGGGUGAGACCAAGGAAAGUUGGUUGUGGUUUCUUAGGAAUUUGGAGCGAGCAGUGGUGCAUCAGUCUGAUGUGUGCAUUAUACACGACUACAAAAGGGAGUUGAUUGAUGCUGUGGAAGACCUUCUGAAAUACGAAUAUCGACAGUGGCGUAAAGCAGAAAGCCGGUGGUGCAUGGAAGACCUUGCUGAAAACUUCUUUGCGUAUUUUGGUGACAAGAAGCUGCUGCUGAUGUUCAAGAAACUUUGCCAGCAGAAGAGACGCCAUAAGUUUGGUAAAAUCUGGAAGGAGCUAGACGAGUUAACGUCCACACAUAUGGCGGAGAAAGAACGUGGCGCUAGUGGGAAAAUGCUGCAGGAAUCAGUCAAGCAUGAUGUGGAAGAGCUUGAGGCGCAAAGUCCAUGCAACCAACAUGAUUCUGUGAAGAAUGUGAAGGAAGAUCAUGCUGAUGACAGCAACAGAAAGAUAACAAAGUUCUCUGACUGGAUCGGUCUGAAACCAAAGGAGAAGUGGUCACUGGCAUAUGAUCGAGAUGGAGCAAGGUAUGGCAUCAUGGGCAGUGUUAUAUCUGAUGUAUAUAAGAACGACCCUGUGUUGAAAGGGAUCACAUGCCUUCCGCUCAGUGCGAUAGUGGAGGUGACAUUCCUGCGCUUGGCAAAGUACUUCGAAAACACAAGUGCUGCAGCAAACAAAGCAAUUGGCAACCCAUCAAUUAACUUCCCGGAAUGUGUCCAGGUUGACAUGAAUUCCAAAAUGCAGAAAUCUGAGACGCAUACACUUACGUAUACGUACGCCGAUGAGAAGAAUGCUCGUGGUGAGGUAUUGGAUCGGAAGUUUACAGUUAAGGGAAGGAAGAGGGAGGUGACUGUUCACCUGAAGUCGGAAUAUACCCUCAGCAGGAAUAAGUCUGAAGGAUCCACAGUUGAAAAAACUGCUACCUGUUCAUGCAGCAAGCCGCAGCUACUUCACAAGCCCUGCUCUCAUGUCAUCGCCAUCUGUUGUAAGAUUGGGGUUAGCUCUGCUACAUACAUGUCCCCAUACUACAGCCUGCCCUACCUAGGUAGGACCUGGAGUGGAAAGUUUGAUGAAUCUAAGAUCUCACGUGACUACAGAAAUAUCAUGCCAUUUGGAUGCACGACUACCUGGAUCCCAGACAAAAGAUUGGAGUGUGGUCUGCCUGUUUUUGUAACAUCGGACUGCGUAGCAACUGUCAUGGAGGAGUUAGAGCCACAAUGCAGCACUGGAAAUGGAUCAACUGAAGACAAUCAAGGAACCACAGCAUGCUCAGAAGAACCUAAUCAAAUUUAAACUUCUGUUAUUAUCUGUCAGACUCCAAGUUAUUCAUAUUUUGGACCCUAAAUAAGCACGCAGUAGUUGCUGUCGAGUUCAUCCUAUGUAAACUCUGAAUCUCUAUGUUAUCUGCAAUGCUUAUAUUCUCAUGAAAACU